This is a messenger RNA of Carassius gibelio (silver crucian carp), 2092 nucleotides long. It is a transcript of the gene serpinh1b, whose product is annotated as serpin peptidase inhibitor, clade H (heat shock protein 47), member 1b. Gene Ontology annotation, cellular component: endoplasmic reticulum. Lineage: Eukaryota; Metazoa; Chordata; Actinopteri; Cypriniformes; Cyprinidae. The record is from RefSeq and is a predicted model, not a curated record. The coding region runs from base 254 to 1471 and encodes 405 amino acids. Gene Ontology annotation, biological process: negative regulation of endopeptidase activity; collagen fibril organization. Gene Ontology annotation, molecular function: serine-type endopeptidase inhibitor activity. The transcript is spliced from 6 exons.
AUAAAGGUCUCUGCUUCAAACACUCUGUACCAAAGCAGCAUCUGGGAGAAGAAGAAGAGAACAUCGGGGAAAAGAAGAAGAGAACAUCCGGGAAAAGAAGAAAAAGACAUCUGAGAAAAGACGACGAGAACAUCUGAGAAAAGAAGAGGACCACAUUCAAAACAGCUUUCCAAGAGUGAAAAUCGCAAUCGUUGACAACUAUGAAUAUGAAAACGUAUCAAGGCUUUCAUUGCUACCCAAAAAUACAGCAAGCAUGUUGGUAUCCAACCUCAUUGCUCUGUGUCUUCUGGUUGUGGCCGUGUCCGGUGAGGACAAAAAGCUGAGUCCCCAUGCAACCUCCAUGGCAGACACCAGCGCUAACCUAGCCUUCAAUCUCUACCACAAUAUGGCCAAAGAAAAGGAUCUUGACAACAUCCUCAUCUCUCCUGUGGUGGUGGCCUCCUCUCUGGGAAUGGUUGCCAUGGGGGGCAAAUCCUCCACUGCGUCCCAGGUGAAGAGUCUCCUGAAGGCUGACACCCUGAAGGAUGACCAUCUGCACACAGGCCUGUCCGAGCUUCUGACUGAGGUGAGCGACCCCCAGGCCCGCAACGUCACGUGGAAGAUCAGCAACAGGCUGUAUGGCCCCAGCUCAGUCAGCUUUUCAGACGACUUCGUCAAGAACAGCAAGAAGCACUACAACUACGAACACUCGAAGAUCAACUUCCGUGAUAAGAGAAGCGCCAUUAACUCCAUCAAUGAGUGGGCUGCCAAGUCGACUGACGGAAAGCUGCCAGAAAUUACCAAGGAUGUGAAAAACACAGAUGGGGCUAUGAUCGCCAAUGCUAUGUUCUUUAAACCCCACUGGGAUGAGAGGUUCCACCACAAGAUGGUUGACAACCGAGGUUUCCUGGUUUCCCGCUCUCACACGAUCUCUGUUCCAAUGAUGCAUCGCACAGGUAUCUACGGCUUCUAUGAUGACACACAGAACAAGCUGCUUGUAGUCAGCAUGCCUUUGGCACAUAAAAAGUCCAGCAUGAUUUUCAUCAUGCCCUACCAUGUGGAGCCCCUGGAAAGGCUGGAGAAACUGCUCACUCGCCAGCAGCUGGACACCUGGAUCAGCAAGCUCGAGGAAAGAGCGGUCGCCAUCUCUCUACCUAAAGUUAGCAUGGAAGUCAGCCAUGACCUUCAGAAACCUCUUGCAGAACUUGGUCUCACUGAAGCCGUGGACAAGUCUAAGGCAGACCUGUCCAACAUUUCUGGCAAGAAAGAUCUUUACCUCGCUAAUGUCUUCCAUGCCUCUGCCUUGGAGUGGGACACAGAGGGAAACCCAUUUGACACCAGCAUUUAUGGUAGCGAGAAGAUCAGGAACCCCAAGCUCUUCUACGUCGACCAUCCCUUCAUUUUCCUUGUGAAAGACAAUAAGACCAACUCCAUUCUUUUUAUUGGCAGGCUAGUUCGGCCUAAGGGUGAUAAAAUGAGAGAUGAAUUGUAACUUUUAGGCUAUUUGAAUUUUUCUGAUGUUUUUUAAAUGGUAUUAUUGCUGUUAUUGGUUUGACUGUUACCUCAUGUGGCCAUUCCGAUGGAUUAUCUGUGUAUGGACAAUCUCAGUGAAACGUUCAGAGCAAAAACCUAUUUUUAAGGAGACUGGUUAUAAACAUCAGGAGCAAUACAAUCCUAUAAGUGAAGAAUUAGAACCCUACAAAUGUAACCAGAGAUUUGACAUCAAUUUGUUAAUGUGUAUUAUUCGAUCAGACACUAUGCUUAUAUUAAGCGUAGUGUCAUUGAUGUUAAACUGUGGUAUUUAGGAUUGUGCUUGUAGAACCUCUCUUUAUGAGAAUGUGACAUCUUUGUAGGGUUUGCCUUAUCUUUAAUGUUUAAAGGGAAAAGGUAGUCCUAUUCAAGUGUUUCUCAAGCACAGUUUGUAGGUUUCUAUGAUUUCACUUCUAGCCAACAAAACACGCUUGGCUCCUGCACUGAUGUUAUGUUUAACAUCAUAGAUUUAACACUCUUAGAUGUUAUUGUCAGUACCAUAUAGUUUCAUUUGAGAAAGUGUGUUGAUUUUUUAUCCUUUUCAUUGUUUUUUUUUUUCAAUAAACUUAAAUUUUUGAAAAUA